Messenger RNA from Schizophyllum commune H4-8, 2102 nucleotides. RefSeq names its product DUF663-domain-containing protein. The transcript has 5 exons. Gene Ontology annotation, biological process: ribosome biogenesis; endonucleolytic cleavage of tricistronic rRNA transcript (SSU-rRNA, 5.8S rRNA, LSU-rRNA); maturation of SSU-rRNA from tricistronic rRNA transcript (SSU-rRNA, 5.8S rRNA, LSU-rRNA). NCBI's taxonomy places the organism in Eukaryota, Fungi, Basidiomycota, Agaricomycetes, Agaricales, Schizophyllaceae. The record is from RefSeq and is a predicted model, not a curated record. Bases 65 to 2035 code for a protein of 656 amino acids. Gene Ontology annotation, molecular function: U3 snoRNA binding; GTP binding; GTPase activity. Gene Ontology annotation, cellular component: preribosome, small subunit precursor; nucleus.
CACUGCUCUCGCUUCCUCCCUUGAUGUACCUGCGGACGAUUGUCCGGCGACUGGUCUUUGGCGUAUGCGAGCCGAUCGCUUCAAGACCUCCCUCCAGUUCAUCAACGUUUCCUAUGGCGAUCUCUACGGCGCCCUCGACGCCACCAAAGCCGCCGACUACACCCUCUUUGUGCUUUCCUCGACCCAAGAAGUGACAUCAUGGGGCGACACCCUCCUCCGUGUUCUGCAGGCCCAGGGUAUCCCCGAUGCCGUCCCCGUGCUCGCCGCAGACGCUUCCCUCGACGCCAAGUCCCGCUCCGCCGUUCUCAAAUCCCUCCUCUCCUUCAUCCGCUACUUCACCCCCUCUGCGAACCGCGUCUUCGACCUUCACGGCGCGUCCGAUGCGCUCAGUGCGCUGCGUGCGCUUGCAGAGGGCGUCCCGGACCAGGUACGCUGGCGCGCCGGCCGGCCCUACCUGCUCGGCGAAGAGGUGCACUACGUCGAGGACGCUGGAGAGCUCGCAGUGACCGGCGUCGUUCGCGGCGCACCCCUCUCCGCCAACCGCCUGAUCCACGUACCCGACUUCGGUGACUUCCAGGUCGCGCGGAUUAUGAGUGCAAAUCGGUCGCGUGGAGGCAUGGAGGUCGAGCCAACGCUGCUGGCUGAGCCGGCGGAGGAUGACGCGGAGUCGUUGGUUUCGAGCAAUGACCCGGAUGACAUGGCGAACGAACAGACGUGGCCGACCGAGGAGGAGAUGAACGGCGCGGCGCGGAUCGUGGAGGGCGAGCAGCAGCCGGAAGUGCCGAAGAAAAGGCGGCGGAAGCUGCCCAAGGGGACGAGCGAAUAUCAAGCCUCCUGGAUCAUUGACGACGACGAUGUGGACGGUAAAGAGGGCGAUGAAGGCAGCGAGGACGAGGGCGCUGAGGAGGAUGGUGCCGCGGACGACUCGAUGGAGGUUGAAGACCGCGCGAUGUCCGAGGUCGAGGAUGACAUGGAUCUGGACAGCCGGAAGAGCGUAGCUUUCGAGGACUUGGACGCAGAGGAGGAAGAGAAGCAACUUGCUUCGUGGCGAUCCCGCGAGCGCGAAGAGCAGGACGACGCUGCAUUCCCCGACGAAGUCGACACUCCGCAAGAUGUUCCCGCUCGCACUCGCUUCCAGCGUUAUCGUGGUCUGCGGUCCUUCCGCACAAGCCCCUGGGAUCCGUACGAGAAUCUGCCCCGAGACUACGCCCGUAUCUUCCAGUUCGACGACUUCAAGCGCGUUGAGCGGAACGUCAAGAGGCGAACGGAGUCGGAUGCCACUGGCGUGCAGCCUGGCACCCGCGUCACGGUGUACAUCAAGGGCGUACCUCGCGAGGCUGCAAAGACGCCGCUGACCAUCUUCGGUCUCUUGCAGUAUGAACACAAGAAGACCGUCCUCAACUUCAGUGUGCAGCGUAACACCGAGUACGACGGCUCUGUGCGGUCCAAGGACCCGCUCAUCCUCUGCGUCGGCCCCCGCCGUCUGCGCGUGAACCCCGUCUAUAGCCAGCUCACCCGCGGCGGCGGUAAGGGCACGAACAACGUGCACAAGUUCGAGCGCUACCUCCGCCACGGAACCACCGCCGUAGCCACCAUCUACGGGCCUGUCACCUUCGGCGCGCAGCCGUGCUUGUUGCUCCGCGAGACGGAGGACGUGCAGGCACCGCACCUUGUCGCCACGGGCACGUUCACAAACACCGACACGACAAGGGUGGUGGCGAAGAGGAUCAUCCUGAGCGGUCAUCCGUUCAAGGUACACAAGAAGACAGCCACGGUGCGGUAUAUGUUCUUCAACCCAGAGGAUAUCCGUUACUUCAAGCCAAUUCAGCUGCACACGAAGUACGGGCGUGUGGGACACAUCAAGGAGUCCUUGGGUACGCACGGCUACUUCAAGGCGUACUUCGAUGGACCGGUCACGCAGAUGGACACGGUCUGCAUGUCGUUGUACAAGCGCGUGUUCCCUCGGUGGGCGACGCUGUACAAGCCGCAGGAGAGCAAGGCAACGAUCGAGGAUUCGGCCAGGAUGGAAGAGUAGACGAGUUUGGUAUAUUCCUAAUGUCAUUGUACCUCACCGUUAGUAUGUAUGUAAGGGCCUGUUCGGG